AUGGCCCGCGGCGGCAUCAAUUUCUCACUGCCCAAAACGCUCGAAGCCGCCCGCAGGUCGCUUGGGAGACGGUCCAGAGUCCGCAGCGAUGCACGCAGCGGAGGCGCUACACACCAAUCGGCAGACGCGCUGCUGCGGACGCAGUACGGGCUCUCCGAGGACGCGUACAGGGAGUACGGCGUAAGGGAGGGGAUGCUGGCGGCCCACAUGGCCAACAAGGACUCCUUCGUGCUGGACGAAGGCUCGGUCUACACCGAGCUGCACAAGUGCAAUGCGCACAACAUCGCCUCGAUAUUCCAAACGAAGCCCGAGUCCAUCUUUUCUGCGCUCCCUGAGGGGGCUUGCGGGGACGUCCUCAAGGACAUCGCUCUGCUGCCGGAAGGGCAGGCCCUGGGCAUCGUAAACAGGAAGGUCGCCGUAGAAAUAAUAUCGCAACUGAGGCAGUAUGCGUCGUCAAAGAGAGGGGAGAUUCGUGCCAGGGGCAUGUUGCUGGACGGCAAAAGGGGGACGGGCAAGAGCUACGUCCUCAACCACGUCGCCAUGUGGGCGCGGCAGAACGGCUGGAUGGUGAUCAUGGAACCUUCGCCGUCGAAAUAUGCGAGGGAGGUCGGCAGCAUUAAACGCUCGAACGCAGGGAGCGAGUUCGCCGUCAAGUUCUUGGAGACGCUCAUGACGGCCAACGCGGAGAAGCUGGAAAUGAUAGACGUGAAACCGCAGCAUUACGGCAAAAUCGCCUUGGACGGUAACCACGUCGAGUACACCAAGCGCAUGUUCAACCCGGUGAUACGGAAGGCCGUUGAGGAGGAGCUGGAGAUAUUUAUGGAGGAGGAGGGCGGCAGCGCCUUGGAAGUGGAGGUGGAAAGGCUCAAGCUCUGGCACUCGUACAGGCAGCAGUUCAAAAUACCGGUCCUCAGAGACGUGCUCCACGCGCCAAAAACCCUGGUGCAAAUAGCAAAGUUCGGCAUCGAAAACGAGACCUACGCGAACCAAGCUGUGUACGAGCUGUUCGAUCAGCUCAAGCACCAGACGGUCUUCCCGCUGCUUAUCAUUGUCGACGAAUACAACGAAUGCUUCCCCGUGUCCGAGUACCUCUCCAUCAAGUACGAGAACACCAAGUUCAACGGCUGGAUACCCAGCUACCACCUUGCAAUGCCGCGCCUGUUUAGCAAGUUCGACGGGGAGCAGUACACAAACGGUAACGUGCCGCUGUGCUAG
Molecule: messenger RNA, 1215 nt
Organism: Babesia bigemina
Lineage: Eukaryota; Apicomplexa; Aconoidasida; Piroplasmida; Babesiidae
Exons: 7
Coding region: 1-1215 (404 amino acids)
Cellular component (GO): mitochondrial small ribosomal subunit
Molecular function (GO): structural constituent of ribosome
Source: RefSeq, a predicted model, not a curated record